ACACACACACACACACACACACACACACACACACACACACACACACACGUUCAACCAGGCAGCUCCGCCUCCUCUGCAGUGUAGCGACAGCCAGCGAGGGCAGCAAUGGAGCCAGCAGUGCAGCAGGAGAAAAUAGAGGGAUCAUGGGAAGGAGGGCACGACGGGGAGAAGGCAGACUGGAAGAAGAACGAGUGCUCCCUGUCCUCCCUCCUCAAACACUCCUGUCUCCUCUGCUGGUCGUCUCCCAGGGACCCUGACGUCGUGGAGACGGAUGAGAGAGUCCUUGCCAAGGCAGCCGAGAUCAGAGUAAGAAGACCGCAGCAUCUAUCCCUGGUGUGUGUGUGUGGUUGGGUCUCUGUGUGUUAUUUUGCUUUAUAUAGUCUGUGUUGGUUUUCGGGUAUUAUCAUUAUCAGGACGUGUUUCGUGAGUAUUUAUGUGUGCAGUGUCCACAGUUUGGGACUCUUGCAUCACUGCAUUUCCCAUGAUGCUCUCAUGUGAUGUCAUAUUGCCAUAAGACUGGUCACAGACUGGAUGAAGCUGUAGAUAUGCUCAGUGCAAACUUCUUACCAGCAGGUCCCUGAAGGCCUCAGGUCUACUGUCUGUUCUCUGAAAUGAACAUUUUAGUAUUCAUGGUAGAUGCAUAUGAGUCAGACUAAAUGAAAUAUAGGGAUGGAUAUCUGCUCAGAACUACUGUAGACUUAUACCACAUGUACCUUUUCACACACAAGCACGUGCUGGCUGAUAGAGGCCAGUAUCAGGAACUGAAAUACUCACAUAUUGAAAGCAGUACUUCAGAGGCAUUUUGAGUUCAGAAACACUAAAGUCAAAAAAAUCAACUCAGUGUACAACCAGAGGUGCUACAUGUCCAAAAUACCGGUGCUGUUUUCAUUGACAAAAAUAUUUCGUCCACGCACCUUUUUUUCCACCACGAAGACGUGACGUUGACGAGCUAAACAUAAGACAUAGAUGACUAAAAUGUGACGUGACGAAUGUGCGUUUAUAUUGACGAGACGAGACUAGACGAAAACGUUUUUGGUGGAUGACGAACAGAGUUGCAAAAUUCAUGAGCAUUUCGUCAGUCAAACGCUAAAUAUAUAUUCUGCAAUGUGUUGUUUUCGUUGACGAUGUAGAAAAUAUUUCGUCAACAUCAGCCAACGUAGCCAUCAAACUCAAUCCUAUCUGUUGCCGCUUAAAAAAAAUUCAGGAACAAAGCUACCUGAUUGGCCGAUGAAUCGUAACAGCGUGAUGCGUCAUGCAUUGUUUGCGCUACGCUAGUGCGUCGGGUCCAUGUGACGGUGUGGCGGCUAUAACAAAGCAGAUGCCUCUGUGAGCUGGCUGACUGGUGGAUGUAAUUGUAUAAAACAAGGUUCACUUGCAAGGCUAAAAUUAGCCCCAAAAUGUAAAGAAUACCCUGUAUGUUCGCCAUCGUUGUUGUUGUUUUUCUUUUUAAUUCGCAUGUGCGAGCUGCGGUUUGACGUCAUCGAUCCGUAAAAGUUCAACCACACGAAUCCACUUAUACGGAUAUUUUUUUAUUUCUCCACUUGUUUUUUCGGAUUCAGAUUUAUCUGGUUUGAGUGUUCCAAACUCCCGUUUUGGUGUGGUAGGGAGGCCUAAUCAGACAUAAAUAUGUGUGAUUUGAAAUAUAUCCGCAUUCGUGUAGUUGGGGCCUUAGUUCCACCUACAGAUUUGAAGCCAAAAAGCUCUCGGUAAUUCCGUGUUUUUUCUUCAUUUCCUGGAACCAACAUUGUACGCACUCCACCACUUGCGCAGUAGCAUUGUGCGCAUUUGGCGGGAGAGCCGCCAAGAGUCGCUGUGAUGACGCUCGGCUCAAACAGCGUAUCCCUUGGGUGAGCUACGCAAUCUUCACACGCCCAUAGGCUGUAUCAGGUGUCCAUCAAAGAAAACAUAACCCCCUAAUAACUUUUAAAAAUGGAGGUUCACAGAAAAAAGAGGACUUGAGCACAAACCAGUCUUACUGUAACUACAUGUCAACACCGCAAGCAGGGGGGAGAAAAAUGUAUGUUCUGUGUAAUAAAUUUCUAAAGUUUGUCCACAGCUCUAUAAGCUUUGCGGAGGCAGGAUUUAUGACCUAUACUGCUGCCUGUCAACAGAGGGUGCUGUUCUCAGAGUGACUUCACCCAGAGAGGAGGCAGACACUGUCCAUAUGUCCAUUUUCUCUUGAAUCAGAAUUUACCUGUUCUUUUACUGUGACAGUAAAAUUAGACAAUUAGUAUCUGAUUCUACCAUAUAUAAUUAAUAAUCUUCAGAUAAAGAUAUUAAGUAAUACAUCUGCAGUCUUCUUCCAGCACUUAAAAAAAUAUUUCUCUACAGUCAGUAUGUGUAAGUUGCCACCCCCUGCACUUCCCAUAAUUGCUGAUACCAAUAUCAUGCAGAUAAUAUGAUGCAACCCUGACUAUUUUUAACAUCACAGUGCCUUGCAAAUUAGCCCUCUGGCCUCUUGAAUGGGCAGAUGGUCUGCAACAGCUCCCAUCAAGGUGAACAUGCUACAUUACCAGAAACAAUGCACAUUUAAAAAAUAAAAUAAAAUCCAAAACAAAUGCAAUGACAGAAACAUGCUGUAAAACUCCCCCCCCCCCCCCCCUUUCAAAAUAAUAACAGCAAAAAAAGCUGAAAAAACAUAAACGAUGCAAACUCAAAAACAAAUGAAAAGGCAAACGCUGCAAAUUCAAUCACCACCAUAGAAGUGCUUCAGGUCUGUAGGGGCGCUAAAUCGACCAGCUUCAUUAUAAAUGGGACAGAAAAGAAGACCAGACUCUGAGAUGUUGAGAUUGUAUAGUCUGAUUAAAUGCACAGCUCAGUGGACUUUGUAGCAGACAUGUUUGUGAGCUGAAAGCCUGACUGCUGUUUACAGACACACAAGCAUUGAUGAUAGAAGGCACAGAUCAGCUCUGAAUGGAAUCUAAAGAACACGACUUUAACACACAUCAUGUUCACAUGAACGCUCUCCGUCCAUCAGAAACUGUUCCUCAGACAUUGUUGUGUGAGAUUGAUUUAACUGUCUCUGACCAGCCACCAGUGAAGCUGUUUCACUCAGCGCCCCCUGCAGGCCUGGAGCACCUCCAUCCUGAAGUCUUGGUUAUCUUUCACUAUUGUUUUUGUAUAUAUAUAUAUAUAUGUGUUUUUUGUUUUUUUAAAGCUUUUUUAUGGUCAAUUUUUGCCAUACACUGGAAUAGAAAAGGACGUUCCACUUAAGAAUACAAAAAAGUACUAUACAGAGAAGUAUACUACACUAAAAGAAAGAGUGCUUUAUAUAUGUUCAACCCUGAUGCCUAUGUUUUUUGUUUCCAUUGUUUAUUUUCCAGACUUUUUCUGUUACUGCUAUUGUUUUAUCUUUUUGCAGAACUUUUUUAAGGUUAAUUUCACCACUGAGUUGUUUUCAGCCUUAUGCACAUGUUUAUGAAUUAGCAAUUUUAAGCAUCAGCAGCAAGUAAAGCUCAUUAUUCCUCUAUCAGAUAUCUAUUUAUUUCAUAGUUGUUGGUUUUAAGGUUUAUCUGUUAGUGCUGUGUCAUUUAUUUGUUUUUCUAUGUUUUAAAUUAUUGUAUUUCUUUUAUCCUGAGUUUCAACAUCAUAAUCUUUCCCUCAGUGCUUAAGUCAAAGUACCACAAACUGACUGACAGGGUUGAACUUUACAGCUCCCUGUUUAUUAGCAGCUGGAAAAAAAUCAAGGACACCAAAUCAUAGAGUUUGAGUUUCAUCUCAACUAAAGGUUUAAAUUUUGUUUCAUAGUUUAUAACUCCACAGAAGUGUAUGUAUCAUUCUCUGUGCACGUGUGAGUGACAGUGAGUUUGCGUGUGUUUGUGGUGCAUUUUAUUCUGAUUACAGGAGCUGGAAAAUGCCGUGGCUGUGGAACACCUGGAACUUCAGGAGCAGCAGUCGGACCGCAAGGAGCUGGAGGAGACCCUGGUGAAAUUAGAGACACAUAAGGAGAAGCUAAUUCAGCAGAUUAAAACAACCAGACAGCUCUGCUAUGAGGAGAGCCAGCAGGUAAUAAGCUUUAACUCUAAAGGUCCUCACACACACAUUAUUUCGGACGUCGAUAUUUUUUUUUCGAACCCAUAUCCUGUCAAUACAAGCGUUCACAUCAGCAACGUUUUCCCGUUCUGCGAUAUUGCGGCAUUUAUUUUUUCGGAUCAUGGUUGAUUUUUCUAAAGUUUCACAUACUGUGUGUCCACUUCUGACCAAUCAGAUUGUGUGUUGAUGCGACGUCAGAUUCACCGGUAUAUCCAACAUGGCCGACCGGCUGAUUGUUUAUGAUCAUUUACACAAAUAUUACAAAUAUAACGACCUGAAGGACAAGUUGUGGAGAGUCAUUGCGUCGGAUCUCUCAUAUGACAAUGUUUUGUGUGCUUUAACAGUUUGCUAAACGUCUUUGUUUUAACUUUCAUCCGUGCUAACAUAAGCUAACGCUUGUUACCAUAGUUUCAUGUGCUUAUCUGGUACUGGCCCCGACUCAGCAAAUGCUAUCAUGACAGAAAGCCAUCUCAACACUUGUGUCUAGUCCUCUGCCUCUUCAAACUUGGAGCUAAUUGUUUCAGCAGAACUUCAAAUUGUCCAACGGACAUCCGAAAAUAAGUUCUGAAGCGACAGUGGUACAGUUUCAGCUCCUGAACCAAGCAGUGAAACUCAGCAAGUUCUCUUGUUUGUAAUAUUGGAUGCACCCAUGUGCUACGUUUCUUUUUCUUUUGAGAAAGCAAAAGGAGUACCAAUUCGCCAUCACUUGAGUUGAAGUAAACUCCAUUUUUGUCUUCUCGCUUCCACCCGGGACGCUGUAGGUUGUUAAGGGAAGGUCCCACCCUCCUUCGCCUCUGAUUGGCUAUAAUGCUGACCGAAGGACUUGAGCGUGUGAUAACGUUUUUAGUUUUUCUAGCCAAUCAGAGGCAAAGGAGGCGGGACUUUCCCCUGGAAAAGUCUUUUCCGGGAUGUGUCUUUUUCCCCCCGGAAAGUCGCAAAAUCGCAUCUGGCUUGAUGUUUAUAGUCAGGCAUGUCAAAAUUCGCCUCCGAAUAUUUCGUGAUUUUGCGUUCCACAGUACGGGCCUAAAGUUUGGACUCACCUUCUCAUUCAAUGCAUUUUCUUUAUUCUCAUUACUAUUUAAAUUGUAGAUUCUCAGAUGUGCCUUGUCAGGGUUACCUCGUGGCUGACAGUCAGUCACUUAGUACUUCCGUCAUCAAGAGCAAAGGGUGGCUACUUUAAAGAAACUAGAAUAUAAAACAUGUUUUCAGUUAUUUCACACUUUUUUUAUAAGUACAGAAUUCCACGUGUUCAUUCAUAGUUUUGAUGCCUUCAGUGAUAAUCUACAAUGUAAAUAGUCGUAUAAAAAAUAAAGAAAAGACAUUGAAUGAGAAGGCGUGUCCAAACUUUUGGGCUGUCCUAUAUAGUGUUGGUCCCAGUGUGUAAGGACCUUUAAGCUGACAGUAUUUCUGUGACAUACAGACUAUUUACUAAAAUAAUUUUGAUGUAUAAUUAACCAACUUGAUGCUGAUAAUAAGAAGCCUACAACACUUUAUAAUGAAUAUCAUUUGUAUUAAACUGAUGAAUGGUAACAGCAGACUACCUCGGUGGGUUGUCCUUUCAGAUCCUGUCUCUGCAGUCAGAGGAGGUCAAGAAGGAGAGUCAGGUGGAGGAGUAUGAGAGGGAACUUGCCAGAGCCAGGUGGAGGUUGAGGAAGCUGAAGGAUGAAGUGAAGCAGGCCAAGAGGAAGGUGGAGGAGGCUGGAGAGAGGAACACUCCUCUGCAGGACUCCAUCCGGCAGUCCUAUGAAGAGAUCCUGCAGGUAAGUCUAAGCCAUACAGGCCUUAAUGAAAGCACUGCACAUGUUGUAUCUGUACCUUAAUACAGCCCAGUACUGAACUCUGCAGACACUCACCAUGAACCCAAGCCAUGUCAUGGUGUCAACUCUGCAUAAACACUGUAAACAACAGAAACACUCUGUAUGGACAGUUUUCUACUCUGUAAAGUAAUUUUGUCAAAGAAUUUUGCUAAUUAAUCUUUACAUUUAUUGGCAGUAUCACUGUUGGUCACUCACACUUACUUUGUCACCUUAAAGCCUCUUUUUCCCUGUCCAUUAAGUACAAUUUGAAAAGUCACCCGUAGUGCUUUUAUUCCCAAAAGUGGAUACUUAUGAUUAUUUCUCUACUCGCACCUUUUUUUUUUUUACCAACUUCAAUCUCGUUCAGACAAACAAACUAGUCUUGGAACUUAAACCCUUUAGAUGACAGCUUGAGCACAUUAUAUUACUGAUGUUUUUAUGGGGUAAAAUGAACGAUGAAAAACUUCCCGACCAUCAAUUGAAUGUUUGAGGGAUUUUGUUCAAUUUGAAACAAAAAAAGUCUUGAAGAUGUCAGUGAUUAUCAGCAAACACAUUUUUAUUCUUUGUUCACUGUCAGCAAAAACUAAAUCACACUUGGAUCAUGAAUCGAAAACAUGGACAUAUCAGAAAAGUAUCAUAAGGAUCAUAAUAAUACUACUAACAAUGACAAUAUUCAUAAUGAUAAUAAUAAUGAUAACACAAGUCUGACUCAAGUAUGCCGUCUGCUCUGCCUGCAGACCUUUGAUCUGUUGUAACAUGUUUUUAAAGUGAGGAAUAUCUGUUUUCUCUGGUAAUUUACUGAAAGAAAUCAUUCCAAAUUUAUCAUUGUUGCUUUUCAUGGUUUUCUUCCUUUCUUCCUUGUCCUGGUAGGAGGAAAACACCCUAUACUCUCUGUCAGGGGGUGCAGUCACUCCAGAGAGCCAGCUGGAGGAGUCCACAUCCCCUGCAGACACCACUGAGGAUGAUCCACUGCCUAUGAAGCCAUGGGGGAGGAGCCAAUCAUUGCCCGCCUAUGCUGACCUGAUCAUGGUACGGCACAGUCACAGUAGUCUUUUCACUUAGGGGUGUCUUUAAAACAGGAACAGACUUUAACGGUGCUUUCCCACCUUUGACAAAAUCUGUACAAUUCUUAUUUUAGUGGGUCAGUAGAUCCAGGUUAACUUUGAAUUCUACAACUUUAUUAGAAAAGCUGUUUUAGAGGCUGGAGAUGAAAAAUUUGAUCAACAUCAGUACUUACCAGACAAUCAGGACCUUAAAACAACUCACUGUGAAGCACAAGCUUUAAAAUUACGGUAAAACAUAACCAAGGUCUGAAACCUGAAAUCCUCAAAAAUAACGCCUGCAGGAUAUUUUUUCAGCAAAUGUUAUAAAUUGUUCUAAAAAUACCAGUCUUUGUUGAGUCUGAAAUGGGAUGAUUCAUUAAUUGAGCUCUGUGCAGAGCGGGACAUACAAAGGCAAUCAUCAAAAACACCCAAAAUAAACAUGCACCAGCAGAGAGACAUAGACAGAGAUUCGUCUGAUUUGCUGUUUGCACAAUCAGUGAGACCAGAGAUCCCUCUGAUAAAAGAGAGACACUAAACUUAAAGUGAAUGGAUCAGAGUUCAUGUAAAGCUUAAAGUCCCAUGAAUUUCAGGCCCUUAUCUGUGAGUGUCAAGAAGAUGAGUAGACAAACUACAGAUUGUAUAUGAAGAAAAUGAACCAGUCUGUUAUAAUAUUUUCUGAUUAUAUGUUGUCAUUGUACAGAUGUUAUCAUGUAUUAUAAGAAUUACAAUGGUACAUACCUAUAAAUUAUUUGGUUUUAGUAUAGGUACUGUUUCAUGGUUCUAAAACUAUUAAAAGCUUUAUCUGAUUUACUGUCUCAGAACCUAUGAAAAAGCAAAAAAGAACUUAUCAGGUGACUUAAACAGAAAUGAACCAUAUAGUCUUCAUGAUGUUACCAAGUCAAAACACUAGGGAUGGGAAUCGAGAACUGGUUCUUGUUAAGAACCCUUUCUAAAUGAUUCUUGUUGAGAACCGGUUCCAAAUAGUUCAAUCCAUCAACAUCAUUUGCAUUUUAUCUCAGCAAUUCCCUUAACGAUUCCUUUCUUCCGGGUGCCUUAAAAAACGGUCUUGCGGGUGCCAGUCUACGCGAACGGGAACAGAGACAGAGAAAACAUGGCCGACAAUACGAAAAGUAGGCAGAAACAGGCUAAAGCAUGGCUUACUAAGAAAGAUGACAACAGUGCAACGUUUGUAGAGCAGUAAUAACAUGCGAAGGUGGAAACACCAGCAACAUGCGUCAACAUUUGUCAACGGGGCACUGCAUCAAAUGUAAGGAGUCACAUAUAUGCAAUGCUUUCCUCCGGUGUUGUGCUGUAGAAUGCACCCCUGCAUUCAAGGUAGAGAACAUUAUAUUUUCGGGACAGCAAAUAUUCUGAAUCAGAGGGCUAUUGUUUUUGGCUUAUCUGAAUAUCCUGAAUGAAAUCAUUAAAGGCAACCGCUUUUGAAUCCAGCCAAUGGUAAGGAAAACUUGGAUUAUUUCGCCUUGUUAUGUACUUUCAACCGCGCUGCCGUCAGGGGUGCAUUCUACGGCACAACACCUGUUGAACACCCUUCAUCAGCCGCUGCUGCCCUGUCUCAGCACGGCAUUGAAGGUAUGUAUGUUAGUGUGACCAUACGUCCUCUUUUACCCUGACAUGUCCUCUUUUGGGGGGCUGUCCGAGGGAGUUUAUAAAAUCCUUCAAAUGUCCGGAAUGUGUAUCCAUUGAGUAUAAAACAGUGCAGAGCAUCAGUGCUCUCUGCAGCUCUGCCUCUCCGCUCACUUCUAAGCAAAGCAACUGACCCGACAGUCGCGUGCGCUGUCUUUGGGGAUUCAUAAUAGGAAAUAGAAAAUUCAAAAUAGGCCUUUAACUGAGUUAGAAGUGCAUAAAAACUCUCGACCUGACAAAAAAAAAAACAAAAAAAAAAACAAAAAAUUGCACACACAAGUCUGCCUUUUUGGGGAUUCAGGAUAUGGUCACAUAUACACAUAUAAGCACAAUGCAUGCCAGAAAUGCUGUACAAAUACCAUUUUUGAUUGAUUAUUUUAGACGAUCACUGAAGGUACAUCUGUCUAUGUUAUAAGAGACUCAAUAAAAUUAUGAGUUAACCGGUGAAAAGCUGUAGUCUACUUUUUUUAUUAAACCAAAGAAAGGCAUUAAUAAGGGAAUCGUUAAAGAAUUGAAUGAAUAAGCAGAAUCGAUAAUGGCAUUGAUAUCGAUAAAAUCUUAUCAAUUCCUAUCCCUACAAAACACAGAUAUUUACUCAGGUAGUAUACUUAAUCAGUGCUGUCAAAGGAAGUCUUGGUUGUUUAUGCCACCUGGAUGUUACCACACCCCAGUCAACAUGAGCAUGUACCAUAUACUGUAUGUACCCUCCCCCAGAUCGGCUAAUACUGAUGAAGCUUCUUUGUCUGUCUAUGUUGGGUUUUUUUCAGAGGGCCAGUGGCUCGUCUUUCUGUAAUAAUCUUGUGGACACCAGAGAGGAAGCCGAUGACAGUGGGACGAGCUCAACAAAGGUGCGUACCUAACCGCAGGACACCUGUCACUCUGCAGACACUCACCUGAGGACAUACAGCAGCAUAGAGUACCUUAAAUUAGCUUUUAUUUGCCUUUUUGUGAUGGAGUUUGGGGUUUUGAUUGAUAAUAAAUGCAAACAGGUUUAGAAAAGCUCCAGUUUUUUGAUCAGGUAAUAGGCUUACACACACCAUUCAAAUGGUCUCUGUAUAGGUCAUGGGCAUUUUAUUUUGAUUUGAUAACAGAUGGACAGAUCUGACAUCGAGGAUUAUCCAGAGGAUGGAGAGACGUUUGAUGAAGAGGAAAAAGAGAAGGAAGGGGACCAGUCCAAUCCAAACCCAAACCCCAUCAGCCAGCUGGACUUUUACCAGGCAGACCCCUUCGCUCACUGUCAGAGUGACCGUACGUAUCAGACAUGGAGCCUCAUUCAUUGAUUCAUCCAGCUGUAAGUGUAGAGAGAGCAUUGAUAAAAUAGUUAAAUUUAAGGUCCAGGGAUUUGGCUGUACCUGUUCCUAUCAGGUGAUACACCUGAAAUUUUCUACUAAAUCUAAAUUUUUAAUUUUCUUGAGGAAACCUUUCCAAAAAGAUCAGUUAAGUUCUAUCUUAUCUUACCUGAUGUGAACACAGCUGUUGUUAUUUUUCCACCUCACACACUUGUCAGUUUUAAGCCCAGCACCCAUGUUGUGAAGACAGAAAGUGAACUUGUGCCCACAUCUGCAAGGUGGUGGUAUAGGUUUUAAAUUAAGGAAUGGUGCAAAGGUGGGGCAAUGCUCCCCUGCAGAAAGCAGAGAAAGCAAAAACUGGUCUAAAGUCUAAAGCCAGUGUUGCAGUAUUCUGUCUGUUAAUACAUAAACAGACACAAAACAGUUCUCCCAAAGACAAUGGAGCAUCAGCUGUUUAUAAAGAAACAGGGGGCUUGGACAUGCCCGUUUUUUCCUCUCAUUUCCUUAUAUGUUGUUACUGCUCUGAGUUUUGGAUGGACAAGGGAUGCCAGAAUUUGAGGGCACCAUCACUGCUCUCUCUUGAGUCCUGCAAGGCCCCAAAACUACUCCUAGCUUUAUUGUGCAUACAGACACAGAUACAGUCACACACAACAAUCUUUGAACGCUCUGUGCCACUGACCAUGGCACUUUAAGAUAUGGACUGAACAACAUCUGUAAACACGCAGAAUAUGGACAACAACGAAAGUAAUCAAGUAAUUGUCUAACUUUUUUUAAGCACACAAAAAUGUUAGUUAUCAUUAUGUCCUUAUUACAUUUCUGCCAGCGUGUUCAGAGUUUAUGAAGUUAGUCUGCUGUGUCUUGUGCUUUAAUGCGAGUAUUUCUCAAACUGAAAUUGUUUCAGUGGAUAUAAAACAUCAAUCCAUUUAUCAAUAUAACCUAGCAACCGGUGUAUUAUUUUUUAGGGACACUAUAGAAAGAGAAAAAGCAAAUGUGUUAGCUCAAUCUCUGUGUGUUUAAAGUAGACAGGCUGACAUCCAGUGUGUAAAUAAAAGCACACCUGUCUCUUAAAAGAAAUGAGAGCAGAAGCGCUGAAUGGUUUGAUUCUUGUUACUGUAUAUUAAUGUAUAUUAAAGGGGCUUCAUCCAACCUCUGUCAGCCUGCCCCUCACUUGAUGCUCAGACUCUGUGCUGCUUAUCCUGCAAACAGGCCCUAAUUCACUUUGCCCCAUGCACUUAGAGGUGGGGUAGGCAGGAUCUGAGGAAGUGCCAGUUUUUGGGAGAAAUCUUGAAUGUAAACACUACCCUUCCCAACCAGUUUUCCCCUCAGCGCCUCCUCUCCCCUCCCUCUCUGCUCCAGCAAGCCCCGCCCACAAACAGGGGCCCCUGCUCACUUGUACUAUUCCAUAUAAAUUCAGAUAUAAUGCAGAUAAAUACCUAAGAAAAUUACAAAUGGGGCCCAGUCAAUGUGAAAGUAAAAAGUAUUGGUGCGACCGUAGAUGCCAACAGACUACCAGCAAACACAAUGUUUGCAGGACUUCUACAAUUAGGUUAAAGUGACAUAGUCCGGGACCCGUGGUCAACAGUUAGUGGCGCUACAACAUGCAGCAGGUCCUGUUUGACAAGAAUCUCUUCUGUUACAGACACUUACUUACUUUUUGGUUGGUUUCUACUGUCCAACACUGUAGCACGCUAACUUUGUGCACAUUAUUGGAGGUCGUGGAGCAUGCCUCACAACACGAAGAAGCAAUGUCCGCGACACUACCAAUCAGCUUGGGGAGUGACCUGAUUGGUUGGGCUGCUCAAAAAAUUUUAAAUGUUGACUACACAGGCAUAACAAAACACAGCCAUAUCGUUAUAUUCCCAAUUGUCAUCAAUAACUAAUAGCUAUUUGACUGAUAUUAAAAGCUUUUUUGUAUAUACACCACAAAAAAAGAUGCUUCUUUAACGAAAUCCUGUCUACCCCACCUUUAAUGUUUGUAAGCAGUUAAUGAAAGGAAGUAUUGUUUUGAUUGGACAGUACAGUGACAGUACAGGGAGGUGUUUUUUUAAUUCAUAACUCUUGAGAUCAUCAUAUUGCAAUAUCUUUAGAUAAGAAAAUAACUUCUAACUUUUUCCUGAAAGCCUAUCACUGCAUGAAUAUGUGUGAUUGUUCCAUGAAAAGGACACGUUCAGCACGCCUUUUUGUUCCACAGUUACCAUGAAAUAAAAAUGUAUGGGUUUUAAUGGUUUUUAAAUUACACUUUGCAAUAACAGUAGACUUUAAAACUUCAAUCCAAUGUGUUACACAGGACUUUUAAACUCAAAUAAGGUCUAGGUGUCCUUUUACAUAACCUUUCUAAAAACAUUUUCUCAUUGGUUUUGUAGAUGACCUCUUUAAUGAAGAUCUCUUCCCCAAAACGGACUCAUCUGGUGAGUGAUAAUAAAACUUUCUUUAAUUUCAUGUAGGUGACCAUAAUAGAAAAUAAUCAGGGUCACAUCAUUUUUAUUUAAAAACCUCUUUGCAGGUGGAUUCGCUUCAGACCCCUUUAAAGGGAGCGACCCUUUUGCAGCCGAUGUUUUAUUCACUGAGGGGAACGUUGACGGUGAUGAGGGGCCAGGAAACGGUGGUGAUGAGGCAGACACCAGUCUGUCUUGUGCUGAAAACAAAGCCUCGACAGGGACUCAGUGCUUUGAGUCUGAAUUUCCAGAUGAGGACAGCGACAUCGAGAUCAGCUACAGCCGCGAGGACCUGGAUGCUAUUGCUGUGGCUGAGGAUCCUCAUGGAUUCAAACCUAUUCAGAGCUCUUCAGAGGAGCUGGGGCCAGAGCCUAUUCAGGGCUGGAGGUCUCAGGGUCAGUACUCGGUGGAAUCAGACCCCAAUGGGUAUGAGCUGGAUCUGGGUGCUGUCUCUCCUCCCUCUGACAUUGAGGAGCACAGUUUGGGGUCUCUAGCUGGAGAGGUGAAAGAAGCAAUAGUAGAAGGUAAGUGUAUGCUUGAGCCUGUUCUUAUUCCUUAGACCUGGUCCACAUGUAUGUGUAAAGUUUUGAAAACUAGUUUUUGUUCUCCCUACUAUUCACACACGAACAGAGCCUAAAGGUCCUUACACACCGCGGCCAAUGCAAAUAUAGAAGGUGAAAUUACGAAAUAUGACUAUACACAUCCUGACUAUACACAUCAAGCCCAAUGCGAUUUUGCGAGUUUCCAGGGGGGAAAGACCCGUCCCAAGUGGAAGCGAGAACACUGACUCAUCAGCGGACUGACUGUUUUCAGUUCUGAUUAGACACUACCAUUGAUGGCUGUCUGCAGCAUGUUGCAUACUAUUCUGCUGGACUAUAGAUAGCAUUUACUGAGUCGGGGCCAGUACCAGAUAAGCACAUUAAACAAUAAUCCAUAAACGUAAGGUAACAACUGAGACCUAACGGUGCUGUGACAGCAACACGAUUGAGUUUGAGACAGUGAAAAUACGUAUGGUAUGUUAUAUCUGAACAGGUUAGCUUACAAGCUAAAGUUACUUAGCACAGAUGAAAGUUAAAACAAAGACUGUUUAAGCACACAAACCAUCGUCAUAUGAGAAAUCCAACGCUAUGACUCUCCACAAGUUGUCCUUCAGGUUGUUAUCUUUGUAAUAUUUGUGUUUUUUUUUAUCAAAAAGCACACUGUUCUCCGACACGUAAACAAUCAGCUGGUCAGCCAUGUUGGAUAUACUGGUGAAUCUGAUGUCACAACAACACGCAAUCUGAUUGGUCAGAAGGGGACACACAGUAUGUGAAACUUUAGAAAAAUCGACAAUGAUCUGAAAAAAAUAAAUGCCGCAGUAUCGCAGGACGGGAGAAUGUUGCUGAUGUGAACACUUGUAUUGACAGGAUAUGAGUUCAAAGAAAAAUAUUGACGUCCAAAGUAAUUGCACGUUAAAAACGGUCCCGGUGUGAAAGGACCUUAGGCCUCUCAGUGUGGACAUUUUUGUAACCCUCAUUGUGUGUUUGGUGGUUUUAUUUGUCCCUCUUCUGAUUGUUUUCUCAUAGGUCAGCGGACUGGUUCAGUUCAGGAUGUCCCAGAACACAGUGAUCAAGUCCCAUUUGAGGCAGAUUGGGUAACAGACGACAGACAGGAAAUGCUUUCAUGUGAUGUUACCUCCACUCAGGGGGCAGAAUGGGCUGACAACUUCCAAGAGGACACACAAAACCCUACCACUCCUCAAAACUCUCUGGACCUGCAGAACCAGCCUGACUCAGAUCAGCAAAGAGAACUCAGUUUUGAGUAUGAACCAACCAGUCAGUCUUCCUUUGACCCAUACGGGUUCAAACUCAGCCCAGAACAUUCUAGUCAUACCCUUUUGGACCCUGAUGAGGCUGAACUGAGCCCAGAACUUCCUGAAAAUGAUCUGACCUUUGACCCAGAGCCCUCCUCAACACCACCAGACCAACUAAGCUUUGACGCCUAUGGAUUUGAUGUUGCCUCCUCUCAGAUGGCGAGGGACUCUGACCCGUACGGCUUUAAACUCAGCCCUGAGGAAGAGAACCAGGAGAUAGUGGACCUGUGCUCCAGUGACAAUAACAAACAGCAGAAGCCACCGAACUAUAGCAACCAGGAAGAACUGGAACCUCAUACCCAUGAAAACCAAGAAGUGCUUGAACCUUGUAGCUACAAUAACCAGGAGCUGCUAGAUUUGUUAAAUAAUGGAAACCAGGAAAUGCUGGAAACUUCUAGUCCAGACAAUUGGGAGGUGGUGAACAUUGAAAACCAGGAAAUCCUGGAACCCUGUGGUCAUAACAACCAGGAGGUGCCGGAGUCCUAUCAGAGUGUCACCACAGGGGAACUACUUGAACCUUGUACCUAUGAUAACCAAGAAGUGCUGGAAUCACGAAGCCAUGGCAACCAGGAGCUGCUUGAUUUUUCCCAUCCUGAAAACCAGGAAGUGCUUGAUUUAGAUAACCAUGGUAACCAAGAACUACUAGACUUUGGUAGCAAAGAAAACCAGGAAGUACGAGUUUCAGGCAGCCACGGUAACCAGGAUAUCCUGGAUCCCAGUAGCAAUGAAAAUCAGGAACUGGUAGACUUAGGUAGCCAUGACAACCAGGAAGUACUGGACCUGUUUAGUAGGGGAGUUUACCCUGAAGCAAACAAUAACCAAUGUGUAGUGGAACCAGAGCUCAAUGCAAGUCCCCCCAAUAACAGCUCAGACAGUGAUGGGUCAUCACAGGACUUGCUGGGACUUGAACUUAGUAACACCAGUAUCUGCACUACCAAUAAAACAAUCACCAGUACUGUCGACACCUGCUACACAGCUGUCAGAAACAUGGCUACCAGCCAGAACUUCACAACCUCCAACUCACCUGCCACUCAUAACUUGUUGGACGGAGAUCUUGGAUCUGUGUUUGGGGCAGGUGGAUACAUUGGGUGUCCAGAUGUAGCUGAUGACCUGGAACCUAUGGGCAGAAAGCCACCAAAACCAGUGGCAGAGCCAGUGAGACCCGUGAGACCAGUGAGGCCUCCCCGACCAUCACUCCAGGUAAGGUGGAACUCUUCAUCCUGGUUUUAAAAAGUUGGAAAAACAUUGUCCAAUUGUCGUUUGACCUGUUGACAGCUUUCGUCUUUUGUUUUCCGAUGAUAACAUCCGUGUCAGGAAAUGGACGUCAGCAUGGUAAUUCUGGUGUAGACAGUCAUCAUUAAGCAGGACCUACUUUUCCGUGUGUUGAACCCUGCUUUUUUGCCCCUCCUUUUAUGUCUGCAACAUUAACACCAUCAUUUUGUUCAUCCUUUAGGGCACACUCACAUUCCUUUUGAAUGAUUAUUAGCAUUCAUAACAUGUGUUAACGUGUUAAUAAAGUGUUAUAAGCAGGUAACAUACAGGGAUAUAUCGGCGUAAAAUUAAGUUAGGAUCAAACACACCAUAACACCGAGUUAAACCCCUCCCCUCAAGAGAUUAAUGUUGCCGACCGCUUGCUUCUCUAGUUAUACCAACUGUAGUAAUGACCACACGAUAGCAAUACACACGGCCCCAGUGGCCACGCGCUCAACCAAAAAGCCACUCUAUAGCCACAAAUAAUGCUCAGAACAGCACCUAACUUCAUCAACCAUACAUAUAGGGUCCCAGCCAUAGCAUGAGCCACCAAACAUCUUUAUAGUUUUGCCUGAUUUCUUGAGCAAAGAGACUAAACACAACUCACCUACUCUCUUCCAGCAGCCGCUUGUUUGUAUGGAGACCUCAGACGAGUCAAUUACUGCAGCGGGGUGACGCAGCUCAAGGAAGAACAUUUAUGAUCAUUUCUUCAUGGAAAUGCAAUCAGACCGAAAUGCUAGGGCAAAAAAACUACCGUGUCUGCAGUGCAAAAUGAUUAUUAUGAUGAUUAUUACCUCAAGGAAAUGAUAAAGAAAUGAUCAUAAAUGUUCUUCCUUGAGCUGCGUCACCCCACUGUAAUAGACUCGCCAGAGGUCUCCAUACAAACAAGCGGCUGCUGGAAGAGAGAGGGUGAGUUGUGUUUGGUCUCUUUGCUAAAGAAAUUAGGCAAAGCUAAAAAGACGUUUGGUGGCUAGCGCUAUGACUGGGACCCUAUAUGUACGGUUGAUGAAGUUAGGUGCUGUUCUGAGCAUUAUUUGUGGCUAUAGAGUGGCUUUUUAGUUGAGGUUUGCGUGUGGAUACAUAGUCCGCUGUGUAAUGCUAUCCUGCGGUCGUUACUAAAGUAAUACCAACAACUAGAGAAGCAAGCGGUCGGGAACAUUCAUCUGUCAAGGGGGUGUCUAACUCUGUGUUGCACUGUGUUUGACCCUAAAUCAAUUUUACACUUUAAAGUUAUGAUGAGUAAUGCAUUAUAGCAUGAUGCAACUAACAGCACCUUUUAAAUGCUGUGUCUGAUGUAUGACAUUAUAACUCCCAAAACUGUAUCCAGUAAUAAAGAAUCAAAGAGAAUUCAUACAGGAUAUCAUGUUAGAGAUAUUACACUUCAUAAACAUUGCUGUGAGUUGUCAUAAAUGCUAGAAUUCCUGCAGGAUUUUAAUUCUCUUGUACCUCAUAAACCUUUAAUCGCAUUUAUGGUCCACUUGUUUUUACGUGUGUUUCAGGCCAAGGAAAAGGCUCAGUCCCAGACUCAGGGCUUCGACCUGAAGUGAUUUCUCACCAACCAAUAUCCAUGUGGGGUAACCAUGUCAGCAGGGUUCCCAUGACAACCACAUCAACAUCAGAGAUGGAAAAGAUGAGGAGAGGAGUAAGAGAGCAGGUGAUCCAAUCCAGACAGAGGGGGGUAAAAUGAAGGAGGGGGGUGGUUUAUGGACCAGCUGUAAUUUACAGCAGUUACUCUGGUUUCAGACAUUUUAAUGUUGGGACUGAUGUAAGUACUGAUGCCAAGAUGAGGAGUGGACCAGAUUUACCAAGAGACAGACCGACUCCUCCAGAUUUUAUUAUCACUCUGGAGGAAACUGGGCUGCAUCAUUUUUCUGUCUCUUUGGAGAGAUUUAAUGAAGUUAGCGCUGGAAACAUCGGGAUGAAAAUUGACAGUCUUUAAGGUCCUUGUGUUAAAAAAAUAUUCCCUCCAGUUUGGUCCUCAGAUGAUGCUUAUUAUAAAUAUCAGGUCCUAUCACAGUCUUCUGCCCCCCAGCUUUCCUCACCUCACACUUUGGUAGGACUGACUGCUCCACCAUGAAAAUAAGCUCCCUGUUGUGAUUUAGCCCGAGUGUUGGUUCAUGUGUAUGCGGUCUCAUAGAUAAAGUGUAAAUAAGUCAUUUACUCUAUUGUGCUUUUCAGAUUAGUCAGUUCAUAGUUUUUAGUUUAGUCUAAACUGGAUGAGGGUCUUAGAGAGACUUUGGUUGGCAUGAGAAAGUGAGUGUAAAUCUGUCCCACAGUAACAAGAAUGACUUUCAGGUGCUUUUGAAAAUGAACCCUUAAAAGCAGAAUGAAAAGCAGUGUUUACUUGUCGUCUUUUACUGGCACAUUCAUACCUGCAUGGACCACAGCAGUACUGACGGCUGAGAGUUAUACCUGUAACCUUCUCUGAUAGAGACAUCAUGGCAUCCUGGAGUACACCUGCGCACAGGGCUUUUGUGGGCCAGUAUCUAAAUUUAACAACCCCAGCUGUCAGUGCCCUGUCCAGUCCUCUCCAUAGUGCAGUUUUUUUUGUCAUUCAUUCGAAACAGCACCUCAGAUGCACUGCCCACCACACAUUUGCAUCCUUUGAUGAACGUUACAUGCAAAAUCAAUUAAUGCACACUCACAAGCCUCUGCAGUGUUGGAUAGUCAUGAAAUAUCUGAGUAAGGAGAAGAUCCAAAAGAGCACAGUGAGGACAGGCACGGAGCAGAACUGGAUACACUGACUCUAACAGUUCAUUACGACAUAAUAAUCAUGAUUUACUAAAACCAGCCUCAUAAUGCUCGUGCCAUCAGGUGAAUAAGAGGAGAAUUGGCAUCAUUUCUACUCAAAGCACUGCCUGCACAGCACUGCCGCAAGAGAAGUUUAACCACGGUGUCUUGAAAAAAAACACGUCCCUCCUUACAUGAUCCUUUACUGUGUUAUACGGUCUCUGAAGUAGGUGAACAGAUGGACCACUACUCACAUCCAAACAGAAAACUGUCAUUGUGAGAGAUAAGCGGGCCGUUAGUGUGUGGAGCCAUCUUGUAUAAUAAUUAUAACAGAAGCUGCUGCUGUCAGCAGACUGAGACAGCAGUAUGGACAGCUGGAUUACUUUCAUAAGUAACAUAACCUCACACUAAAAAUCAAGCCCUGUCAGGCUCAAACACCCUGACAGUCUCUCAGCCUUUAUCUCACAAAGCUCCACCAUCAAUUAUGCUAACUGGUCAGUGGGCUGAGUUUUUCCACAAAGUGCAACUGGUUUGGCAUUCAUCAUCAGUUGCCAUGAUGACAGUCCAGUAAGAAGUGAGUUGACAGAGGGCUCUAUUUCCGUGCCCGCCAGCAGUGGACCCUGCACAGCCAGUUUGGUAUUUUCAUAGACUGAGGUGCACUGAGGUCCGUCAAGCUGGAUGUGGUGGCGUGGCAGGGGGAGGUGUAGACAGAAUCAGCUGGCACAGUGACAUUUUCAUGCCCGUCGGCGGCGUAGAAAGUGCGCCGAAAGCUCGCCGAUUCCAACUGCUUUUGCGGUGGCUGAACAGAAGAUUUAUUUUAGUGAUCAGAUGAGUUAUUUACUUUAAGCCUACAUACAAAUAUAAUAUUCAGUUGCAUGAGCCAAAUUUAUUUUAUAUGCCAACAUCAAUGAAAGAAAGAGCCAGGCCACAGAGCACGAUGCGUUCUGUACGCACAAGUGGCUCCGAUUUUAAUGCCAUUAUUGGAAUUUAUGUUGUGAUUUAUGCACACAACCCACCCUUGUCACGUGAGGUUUAAAUAUAUGCAACUUUAUGUGAGUGUCUUUAUUUGUGGAAAAGGGUGUUUGUCUUACCAGUGGGUCCGACAUUACACACACCAAAUCCAUCUACGCUUAUAUGAGACAGUGUGGAGGACGCCCUCUGCAGCGCUUACAGCAACACAUGUUGAGGAGCUGCCUUCUGUCGCCAUUGUGUUGCAUUGCUGUCUUCAGACAUCUCUUGACCUCUCUGACUACUGCACGAAAAUUGUAAUACGCCUUGCCGGUGGUGGAUUUAAAGGUGAGGAGUGGAGCUUAUGUGAUUGGUGAAAACAGGUCUCGACUGUGUUAAACCCACUCCACGCCUUAUCCUUGCCCUCUCUACGACUUACGCCGCUGGGAGGAGCUGAGUUAGGUAGGGGGGAUACUUACGCCGGGUUGCGCCACUCACCAAAAUACCAAAAUGUGCUUGGGCACGCCUUGUCGGUGCGACAGACCUGACUUACGUCAUGCCUAUGCCACGCUGCCGGCGAGGCACGAAAAUAGAGCCCAGAGAGUCUGUCAUGGUCACAAGCAUAAGGAGUGUUAGUGAGCCAGCAUUAAUCAGGACCAACAGUAACAGCAGUCUGUAUCAUAUUCAAAUAUAAUCCUAAUUUGGCCGUUAUAAAGAUACAGGCUUGAAAUAGCUGAAUAUGUUGGAUCUGCAGCCAGUGAUAAAGUAGAAGUCGUGCGAGAGCUUGGAAAAUACUGCCCUACAAGUCAAAGUCAGGCAUUGAAGUUUAGUCAGUAUUUUCAUCAAAGUUCUUCAAGACUGAUGCAUGGUGCCUCUCAAUUCUGUUACUGUUUUUAUCAUUUAUAUUAUCCAGUUACAGAGACAGGCAUGCUUUAGUAACUGACUGACUGUUUGUGAUGCAAAUGUCAAUAUAUGAUAAAUAGUGUUAAUAAUCAUGACCUUAAUAUCAACGUAGAAUAAUUUUGGCUAUAGUUUUUGCCAUAAUCAAGCAGCCCUUCUCUUUAGUAUUGAAAACCAAGAGUUAACCCUGAAGUAACCUUGAUAACCACUAAUCCUGAUUUGUACUAAGGUCCCUAUGUAAUUUUAUUUUGUACUUAUUAUGACUUUUAAGAGAUGAAGGACCCAGAAGGAGCUGAGGGCGGAGUUGCAUUUCUCCUGAUGCUGGCAGUGGUUGGUCAAGUUCUAUAAUUUCAGCUCGCCAAAAAAGGACCUAAAACAUUCUCAGACUCAUAUGGUGGUGACUGUUAUGACAUGAAAAGACGAACCCUUCUCUCCCGCUCUGCUUUUCAUCCUGCUUUGACCUACAUUUUACUUUAAACAGGACCAUAACUUACAAAAUCAAAACUGAAAAUGACUGAAAGGGAUGUUUGAGGCUGUAGGCUUUUGCAGAAAAUGUUUACUUAAAAUUUAACCAACCAAGAAAUCAGCUCCUGGUGGAGUUAGAUCCAACACAUUUCCACUUUCCAUUCAUUUUCAGAAACCUCUUAUAUUAUCCAGAGCUUUAAUUCUUAUUACAGCCACAACAGCACAGAAUAAAUGCAUUUAUAGCCAAAAUAAGAUCAGCGAUGGUAAUGACAUUUUCAUAUGUGCAGUGUAGGUGUUAAAGCUCUCCUGCAAGAAAACGUGUACGUUUUUUCUUUUUUUUUUUUUAUUUCUUUUUAUGUGGUAGAUGUGAUCUGCUCCAUUUUGUGUCUAAGAUCAGCUUCUGAACAAAAUCAAUAAAACAAAUCAGUAAUAGUGGUAAUAAUAAAAUUAAAGAAAUAACAAAAAAAAUAAUAAUAAAAGAAAAGUAACUGAGAUAACAGUUGAUUUGAAGCAAAUCUUGGCUGGUGACAAAUACUGGUAAAAAUAUCUAUUUUAUGUAACUUCGGAAAAGAACUUGGAGGAAUUACUCUGGCAAAAUCUUUUCUUUAAUUUGUCAGUGAAUCAGAAAUUCAGGAGAGUAAACAGUUGCAACCAGACAUGAAAAUUUGGAUAAUUUUGUUCGUUUUUUUUCCCCCCUCGUCUUUCUCCCUGGGCUUUUAUCAAACUGUGGAGGUAAACUAAACCAGUUUCAUCUAGGGCUGGAUGCCAAACCUUGAACUAAAAGUCACUAUGAAGUUGUAGAAAACAGAAAGAUCAAGAUUCAGUCUUCAGCUCUCUGUAAACUCAUGAAUGCAGUUGAUCACUUACCUCUGUGAUAUUUUGCUGUUCUGUAAUCAAGUAUAACCACCUUACCGUAACACUCACUGCUUGCUAUGAAAAAAACAAAACAAACAGAAAAUACAUUUAACUCACUGCUCUGUUAACAGACACCCCAUAUACACUGUAACCAGUUUAUUUACUAUACAGUCAGAUAGACAGAGUUUACCUUUAUUGUGAAUGUAUGAUAGAGUAUUUUUGUGUCAGGUGUACAAGAUAAAUAUGACAAAAGUCUAACCUCACACUGGAGCAGACUUUGCAGAUGCUGGAGAAACACAACAUUUAUCUCAAGUUCACUCCUACCUCCACACUGUAUGUCAUAGCUGCAUGACAACACUGUGAACCCUGCAAAUGUUAGUGAUUCAAACCCUCUGUGAACAGUCCUCAUUUAUGUUAUGCUAUGAUGUACAACCCCAAUUCCAUGAGAGCUGAGAUGCUGUGCAGAUGUUGAUAAAAACUGAAUUUGAUGUAGUACGAAAUAUUUAGUGAUGGGAAUCGAGAACCGGUUCUUGUUGAGUUCCAAAUGGUUCAAUCCAUCGACAUCGUUUACAUUUCAUUUUAAUGAUUCCCUAACGAUUCCUUUCUUCUGGGUGCUUUGGAAAACGGACUUGUGAGAGGCAGUCUAUGCAAAGGAGAACAGAGACUUUGAGGAGAAAAUCAUGGCAGAUGGUACGAAAAGUAGGCAGAAACGAUCUAAAGCUUCAUUUUACUAAGGAGGAUGACAACAUGUCUUGUAUAAGGCUCAUUAACAUUUAUUACCAUAAAUGUUAAUGAGCCAAAGUCAGUUGGUUUUCCUGUAAGGUUUUUUAGGCAUACUAAAAUGGUUUGAAACAAACCAUCAAAUAACUUUUAAGCUAAAAUUAUGUUGCAAACAUGAUCAGAGGACAUCAAGGAUUAUUAAAAAAAGAUAAAAAUGGGUAUGAAAUUUUGAUGGCAGGUCCCCUUUAACAUUGAAAACCUAUAGUCUACUUUUUUUUUAAAUCAAAGAACGGCAUUGAUAAGGGAAUCAUUAAAGAAUUGAAUUAAUAAUCAGAAUCUUUAAUGGCAAUAAAAUCAAUAAAAUCGUAUCAAUUCCCAUCCCUAGAAAUAGUGCAAAGACAACAUAUCAAAAGAUGAAACUGAAAACUGUUUUUAGUUUUUUUUUGUUAUAUAUUUAAAUAUUUUUUUUAUUAUUAUUGAUUCUCAUUUUUAAAUGUAAUGCCAGCAACAUGUUUUUAAAAAAUGUAAGAGGAACAACCAAACAGGUAAAAAGUUAAUGUAAUUCUGUGUAGCGGUGUAAUUGUAAAAAAUACAGCUGGAAGAACAUCUCCAACUUUUGACAUGAGCAGGUUACUAACAUGACUGGGUCUAAAAAGGACAUUCAGAGAGGCUGAGUCUCUUGGAAGGAAAGAUGGGCAAAGGUUCAUCACUCUGUGAGAGACUGUGUGAGCUAAUAGUUCAACAGUUUCAGAAUAAUGUUCCUGAGUGUCAAAUGUGAAAGAGGGAGUGGAUUUCAUCAUCUACAGAACAUCAUAUCAUUAAAAGAUUCAGAGAAUCUGGAGAAAUCUCUGUACUAAAGGGACCAAAACCAAGACUGGAUGGUCCUGAUCUUUAGACCAGCAGCACUGCAUUAAAAACAGACAAGACUCUGGAGUGGAAAUCACAGCUCAAAUACCUUUAAAAAAAACUUGCCAGAUCAUUCACUCCAAAGCUGCAUUACAACAGCAUGGCCUUUUAGUAGAAGAGUCUUGCUGCAGUCCUGACUUAUUGCCUGUUUAAUCCAUUUGGUGCCACAUGACACAGACCCCAAAUUAAGAAAUCCUGCAUCAGGAUCAACAUUUCACCCUCCAAACUCCAGAAACUGAUCUCCUGGUGAACAAUGACAGAUAUUACCCUGUAGCAUUUUUUCGAAACGUGUUGCUGGAAAGACAAGUGUGUCUUGGAUACAAGGCUCCCAGACUACAUUGUAGUAGAGUUGGUAAUGGGAUAGCAACAUUGUGGAACAGCAAAAUCCAGGAGGCCAGGGAAGUGCCCUCACAACAGUGAUCAUCAAAUGUCUUUAUAACACAAUCAUUUUACCUUUAAGGUUUUUCUCCAAAGAUGAUGCACAUUGGUUACAUAACUUUCAUAGUAAAUUUCCAGGAUGGGAUUCAGAGUCAGAAAAGGUCAAAGCCAAAGGUAGAUCACAACGAAUAAAAUUACAGUUGGAUUACAGUUUUUUUUUUAACUUUGUUAGAAGCACACAGAAGAAAGCUGUCACUGUCAGAGCUCAGUAUACUGCCAGACUAACGCUAAUUUGGAGUCAAGACACAAUUAAAAGGAAGACUUUUCUCUCUGUAGAAAUGGAUCCCCUUUAGUAACAUUUUCAACUACCACCUGUGAACCACCUCAGAAACGUUAAGAUUGGUUCUAAGCAGAGGUGGUUUGUAAGAAGUUGACCCAGCUAAUGCCAUCCACAAUUAAUGCACAACCUUUUUGGCAUUUUUCUGACCCCAUCUUUUUUUUGUUGGAGACAUAAGCGAACGAGUGAAGUGAAUUCAAAAGUGAAUCUGGAGAAGGACUAAGGACUAGGACUGUGGAUUCAUUAGAAUAAUGUGCACUGAGAUGGGAAAUACAAAAUUUAGAUCCUUUUCAAACAGGCUACAGUGAGACUAUAGUAAAACCAGUGAAGUCGCCCUCUCCUGAUUAAGCAGAUUGAAAAAACAUCUUCAUCAGUUUUGUAUUUACAAAAGAGAUGCUUUGUUUACUGUUUAUAUAUAAAUGGGGGUUUGGAAAAACCCCUGAACAUAUUUUUGAACUUUCCUUUUAACCAGAUUCAUUCUCUUUUUUUAUGAUACAAAUCUCUAAUGAUCACAAAGUAUUGUUAAUCAGCAAAAUGGGACUGAGCAAGUGAUUGAGGUCUGAAAAUGUCUUAACCUCUGACUUAAACCUCAGAAUUCUGUGAAAAAGCUCAGAAUUCUGACUAUAAACAUCAGACGUUUUUCUCAGAACAUUUACAAAAAGUCAGGAUUUGAAGUUAAAUUUCAGAAUCCUAUCCUCAAUCUGGAAAUACUGAGAAUGAAAUAUAUAAAAUCCUAUGUUCAAUCCUGAGGAUUCUGAUGUCAAAGUCAACAACCUUUGAUCUUAAAAUUCUGACUUUAUCUUGGAAUUCUGACUCUAAUCUCUAAAAAAAAAAAAACAGACUUAAGGUCCUUUCACACUGGGUCCGUUUUUGUCGUGCGAUUAUUUCGGACGUCAAUAUUUUUUUUCGAACCCGUAUCCUGUCAAUACAAGCUUUCACAUCAGCGAUGUUUACCGUCUUGCGAUAUUGCGGCAUUUAUUUUUUCAGAUCAUGGUCGAUUUUUCAAAGGUUUCACAGACUGUCCACUUCUGACUGAUCAGAUUUGGUGUUGUUGCGACAUCUGAUUCCCCAGUAUAUCGGACAUAUCCGAGAGUGCUUUCCGAUAAAAGACACAAACAUUACAAAGAUAACGACCUGAAGAACAACUUGUGGAGAGUCAUAGCAUCGUCUCAUAUGACUAUGGUUUGUGUGCUUUAACAGUUUGCUAAACGUCUUUGUUUUAACUUUUAUCUGUGCUAACGUAAGCUAACAGUUGUUACCAUAGUUUCAUUUGCUUAUCUGGUACUGGCCCCGACUCAGUACAUUCAAACUUGGAGCUAAUUGUUUUUUUAAGCAGAACUGUCCAGCGGACAUCCGAAAAUAGGUUCUGAAGCCACCGUGGUACAGUUUCAGCUCCUGAACCAUGCAGUGAAACUCACCAAGUUCUCUUCUUUUUUGUAAUAUUAGAUGCACCCAUGUGCUACGUUUCUUUUUCUUUUGAGAAAGCAAAAGGAGUACCAAUUCACCAUCACUUGAAGUUGAAGUAGACUCCAUUUUUACCUUCUCGCUUCCACCCAGGACGCUAUAGGAUGGUAAGGGAAGGUCCUGCCCUCCUUCGCCUCUGAUUGGCUAAAAGUGCUGACCGUUUGGCUUGAGCGUGUGAUGACAUCACCAGCUUUUCUAGCCAAUCAGAGGCGAAGGAGGCGGGACUUUCCCCGGGAACAGUCUUCCCUCGGAUGCGUCUUUUUCCCCCCAUAGAGUUGCAGAAUUGCAUCAGGCUUGAUGUGUAUAGUCAGGCGCGUCAAAAUUCACCUGCGAAUAUUUCGUAAUUUCACGUUCUAUAUUCGCAUCAGCCCCGGUGUGUAAGGACCUUUAAUCCUGAAAUUCUGAGUGUAAAAUUAAGAAUUUUGAGUUAUUUUCGAUCUCUAAUUCUCCUCUGCGGUUCGUCUCAUGUUUAUUGUAGGUGCAUUGGCUGAAUCAGCAUCUUCUAUUCUGAAAAAAUUAUAACCAAAGCCAAAUGAAAAUGUGUUUGCUCAGAGUUAGUUGAAAAAAGCAGGUUGUAUGAGCUGUUUUUUUUUUUUUUUUAUUCUAUUUUUAUUUUUUUGGUGGGAAGGAUUUUAUAAAUUCAUCCUUUUAACUCUUCCCAUGGACUGGUAAACACUGUUCCCAUCUAAAGAGGAAUAUUAAAGAUAUAUCAUUAAACAUAAAUACAUGUAGCACGAUCAUCUCAUUCAGUGAACUGUAAAUAUGGCGAGGUUGGAAAAUAUUUCUUUCUUUUUUUUUGUUCCUUGAAGGAUAAUUUAAGUAUUUAUUGUUGUUGAUAUAUUUAUUUAUGGAUUUAUUUAUUUUUUUACAGGUUAUCUAUCUAUACAGUAUGUUGUUACAUAAUUAGAAGUAGUUAGAGACAAAUAGAGAAGAUGUAGUUGAUGCCAUUACUUUUAAUUCUUUACAGUGUGUAUGUUUCCUGUGAUCCAGAUAUAUGCACUUUAGAGCCAUGGUUGAGAGAAAUGAAAUUCAGUUUGCCAUCAUUUUAAUAAUAUGCCAGAUUUAUGAUCCAAGUUUAAAGUCAAACACUGUUUGUCAGUGUCUGACUUAUAGCUUUAAGUGUCAGGAUAAAGAUGAUGAGUACCUAUGAUGUACUUAUUAAUGCAACUUCUGUGUUCUGCCACAGUGACGCCGUGGUUUUCUCUGAUGAUAAAAAAACAGCUGUGUGAUGUUGUAAGUGUUACUGUCUAACUGUGAGGUUCUGUGUUGGAAAAAUUAAGAAAUAAAAGUCCUAUAUAAAUCAUGUCAAAAUCAUG
Molecule: messenger RNA, 26361 nt
Organism: Xyrichtys novacula (pearly razorfish)
Lineage: Eukaryota; Metazoa; Chordata; Actinopteri; Labriformes; Labridae
Source: the annotation of a GenBank genome assembly